AUGGCGGCGGCGCUUCGACUACAGGCGGCGGCGAGGAUGCUCCAGCGAUCUCCGGCGGAGCAACGGCUCCGGCUGCUGCCACGGCUCUUGCACGGCGCCGGUUCACCGUCGACCCCCUCGGCUGCUGCCGAGAGGCUCUCGUUGGUGCAACUGCACGACAGGCAGCAGGAGCUGUCAGAGGAGCUGUACCCCGUGCUGCUCGAGCUAGACAAGAGAAUACUAGGCAAACACCACAAGGCCACCGGCUUGAUCUUCCACACCAGAUACUCGGAUCUGCUCGGGAUCGUCACCAAGCACGUCGAUCCUAGACCAAACGACUCCAACUGGCGGUGGUUUCGAGCCAAAGUGAUAUUGUCCAAUGGGUGCGCAUGGUUGGUGGGUCUGGGUUUCCUACAUUGCAUGUGCUUCCAUGAUCUGCUUGCGGAAGAAGAAGAAGAAAAUGAUGUAGAUAAAGAGGAGUGAUAAAAUUUCAUAUAUCUCGGUUGGUGUCA
This is a messenger RNA of Triticum dicoccoides, 491 nucleotides long. RefSeq lists its product as uncharacterized. Lineage: Eukaryota; Viridiplantae; Streptophyta; Magnoliopsida; Poales; Poaceae. Bases 1 to 462 code for a protein of 153 amino acids. The record is from RefSeq and is a predicted model, not a curated record. The transcript has 3 exons.